AUGCCAACUAAGUUUGUGGACCCACAGAAAUCUGCCUCGACGCAGUUUCCGAGCUAUGACAAUAAGACGGAGUCUGAAGCGCAUGAAUUGCAAACGGCGCUGCAAAGCCUUGAAGCAAGGGGAAAAGGUUGGGAGAAAGGAGUGAAGAUUGGAAUGAUGAAAAGCUUUAAUGAGAGGGAAAAAAAGAAGCCUUGGAAUGCUGGAUAUGCGGAGGGGUUUAAACAGACGAAAGCUUCAGCAAUGAAAGAGGGUAUCCGGAUAGGUAGGCGCGAAGGUCGCGAACAAGGACGGAACGAAGAACGCGGAGACGCGCUUGAGGCAUUUGAUAAAUUCUUGGCAGAAGAGAUGGAUGGAAGUGAGGUACAUUUACUCAUGAAGAUCGAAGUACUGCGACUAAUGUUCAACGUUCAUGACCAGCAGAGUGAUCAGAGUGAUUAUGUAAGCGACGCGGAGGUUGGAUGGGCUGGUGGUCACGAGCAUAGGCGAUGUAUGCUUGCCCUCAGCUUCGUCGUAAUUAUCCAAGGUCCUGUGCUCAGUUGGGAGUUGGCCGGAGAGAAUGUGGUUAUCGAUGAAUAUCGCCACGAGUUUAGAACAUAA
Guyanagaster necrorhizus is the source of this 597-nucleotide messenger RNA. RefSeq lists its product as uncharacterized. NCBI's taxonomy places the organism in Eukaryota, Fungi, Basidiomycota, Agaricomycetes, Agaricales, Physalacriaceae. The coding region runs from base 1 to 597 and encodes 198 amino acids. The record is from RefSeq and is a predicted model, not a curated record. The transcript has 3 exons.